GUGAAAGGGGAAAGUUCGUAGCUGUGCAGCCGUGCUGGAAAGCCCACGACUUAAGAGGGAAACAUGGGUGAAAAUGAAGACUUUACCGGUUCUUUACAAGACAGCAAGGCAGCAUACAUACUCAGCAAUGUUGCCGAAGUGGUUGAGCGCAUUCUGACGUUCGUACCAACCAAAUCUCUCCUCCGGAUCGCAAGUGUGUGCAGGCUGUGGAGAAACUGUGCCCGCAGGGUGCUGAGGACCCAGCAGCAGCUCACCUGGGUGUCAGCCUGUGGACCGUCUAACACGGAGGUCCAUGCCCUCUGCAGCAUCCUGGCUGAGGAGGUGGAGAAAGUGUUUCUCCUGCCCAAAACGGUUCUGGCAAUGGUAGACUGCGAAGCCUUCAACGGACAAGCGUAUUGCUACAGACAGAGUAAAGCAAAAAAGAGUCGCCACAGUCCGGAUACAGUUGAAGAACUGAACCUCCUCUUCCCCAAAGGCUGUGACAUUAUGGGAAUUGCUACACCAGGCAUAGUCUUGACUCCUAGUGGCUCCUGCUCCAGCCUUCCUCAGGAGUACCAGGAGGGGGAGGCUGGCUUUGCAGUCAUGUUCCCCAGCAUGGAAGGUGUCAACAUCAAGCCCUUCCAUUUUUGCAAGAAGUCCAUCUCCCCAGAAGCCCUGAAAGAAGCAGGACUAGUUGACAACCCAGAGCUGCGCGUGGUUCUGAUAUUUGUCUAUGAGGCAUAUAAAUCUGGAGGAGCACGCUUCCUCGGCCAGAUACUGGAGCCGCUGGCCAAGAGCAAAGCUCUCGUUGCUGGAGGGCUGGUAGAAAGUGUCUUCUCUCCUACCAGACACUGCUGUAGCCAGGGUGCAUACGGCGUGGUCGGCCUGGCCCUGAGUGGCCCUAAGGUGCAGGGUGCAUCUGUGCUCUUGGACCAAGACGUCAGCAACCCAAAGGCUGCUGAAGCCACAAUCCGGCGGCUAAAGGCAGCCAAGAUUCCAGAGAGGAACACCCUAGGGUUCAUGUUCGCCUGCGUGGGGAGAGGCCAGAACUACUACAACAACCAGACCAAUGUAGAGGCGGACGCCUUUCACAAGGUGUUCCCCAACACCCCGCUCUUCGGCCUGUUCGGCAACGGCGAGAUUGGCUGCGACCGAAUCAUCAAAGAUGACUACACGCUGUGUGACACUGACACGGAUAGCCUGCAGCAUGAGUACACUACAGUCAUGACCUUGGUCCAUUUAGGCUGACUGACUGACCCACAGUGACAAUGGACGACAGGACGACCCUUUUUGGUCCUGUUUGCAACAGCAGUUGGGAACAAGAAACAUUCUGUACAGUGUGUAACUCGCAUUACAAUUCAGAAUAUUGCUGUCAACAUUUCCGCUCAUAAAGCAGGGAAAUGCUCCCUUUAGCCAUCAGUGUAAUGGCAUCAUACGGGAAACCCUUGGAGACUGUGUGUGUAAACACAGCUUCGUAUUAAAACUAGUGAGUUUCACAAAGUUCUGAUAUAAAAAGACAAACUGACCAUCUCUUUGUACAUUCAAAUGUGAUAGAGCACCCUUGUAAAAUAUAUGUGUUUAUAUUUUCCCCAAGUUUCACACAAGGCAUAUCUUACCCUGUGCCAUCAACCUUAUGGUCUGUUUGCCUUGCAGGUGAGUAAAUUAUAUACACUUGUGUGUCCCACAAGCUAUUGUUAUAGUCGUUGAUUCAGCGCAGGCACUUUUUAUUCAUGUAAGCAAGAGGAGUAUGGUCCCUCUUCCACAAAAAUCAAGGUAAUCUUGAUUUGAAUGCUCUUCCUUGUUAUGGUAGUUUUUACACCUUUGUCUUACCAAUGAAAAAAAUAAUAAACCUCAUUAGCCUACAAAACUCUUUUGAUAGAUAGAAGGUAUCUAUGUACCAUGGUUCAAUUCGGCACAGGGAAAUAGGUUAGAAUCUAACAGUGCCUCUUUUUUUGUUCACAUGUCGGAUCAUAUCUGUUACUACCUACUUCUAAGUGUUAAAUGUUGGGUUGCUUGUUGGUGGUUACUUCAACUCCCUAACUUCUGCAGCCUAAAAGCUGCAGCCUAAAAGCUGCAUCCUAAAACCUGUCGGCUGUGUAAGUGACGCUGACUCGCAGAAACUCUACUCUUCUACAACUGUCUAACUUUAGGAAACUGGCUGGAAAUAUAAGAUAUUCUAACUAAGGUCAGAAAAAAAUGUGAUGGAUUUGGUGUUGAGGAUGAUGUAUUUAGUAUCCUUUGCUAAGGUAAUAAAUGGUAAUGGUUCUUUUUGAAAUCUUGAUAGUAUAGUCUGAGACUAACUAUGAUAGUUGCACGUUUGAAAAAAACGGACAAAUAUAAGAAAUAAUAGACUAUAGCUGUCUGUCAAAAUCCAUUACUGCUUCUGGUUGGUCCUGUCAUUGAUGGUAUCAUGCUUUUUCCUCACUAAGAAGACUAUCCUCAUGCCAUGAUGGUGCAAUUUCCAGUAUAUACAUGUUUGCUUGUCAGGUAGUUGCUGUGAUAUGUUGAAGUUCAGUUUUUCUACACAGGCCUGCAAGAAUGGAUGUUUUUUAAGAAAAUUCCAUCAUUUUACUUUUUUAAGACCUAAUUAGAAGUCCUUCUUUGUAUCAUAACACACGCAUCUGCCCUUUAUAGUUUCUGAAGAGAAAGUUAAGAUGUAUUUUGAGUUAGUGUUUAUGGCUUAUUGAACUAAAUUGUUUUGGUGUCGAUGCACUUUUCUACAUGUGCCAAAUCAUGUCUGUUCUGCUCUUUUCCUCAAUAAAUUACAUUCAA
Morone saxatilis (striped sea-bass) is the source of this 2751-nucleotide messenger RNA. RefSeq names its product F-box protein 22 (gene fbxo22). The transcript has 7 exons. NCBI's taxonomy places the organism in Eukaryota, Metazoa, Chordata, Actinopteri, Moronidae. The record is from RefSeq and is a predicted model, not a curated record. Gene Ontology annotation, molecular function: protein binding. Gene Ontology annotation, biological process: positive regulation of proteasomal ubiquitin-dependent protein catabolic process; regulation of skeletal muscle fiber development; protein polyubiquitination. The coding region runs from base 64 to 1227 and encodes 387 amino acids.